Cherax quadricarinatus is the source of this 779-nucleotide messenger RNA. The record is from RefSeq and is a predicted model, not a curated record. NCBI's taxonomy places the organism in Eukaryota, Metazoa, Arthropoda, Malacostraca, Decapoda, Parastacidae.
CAAUGUUCCAGAUACCUCUGCUACCUAACCUUCCUCCGUCAGUGGUAGCUGGGUUUCCUUCCCUGGGCAACAGAGCACUGCUGGGCACGCCCACACCCACGCCCACACGCCCAUCACCCCCAAUAACCACGCCCACCAUCCACGCUAACCAUAACUCCAGUCCAGGCAUUAACAAGGAGACCCUGGUAGCCAUGAAUAAUAACAGCAUGGGUGUACGUGAUAGUGGGUGUGUGUCGUCCACUAUGUCCGUGGCUGCUACCACAUCCUCCUCCUCCACGCCCAUAUCCACCCCUGGUGGGUGUCCCACCAACGCCCGUGACGGACCCAUGGGACUGGGGGCGUCCGGGAUGGGCGGCCCUAUGCCCCUCAUGGGCGGGGCACCCAUGAGUGGGCUGAGUGGGGGUAUUGGGGGGUCGAGAGGUCCCUCUCCCCACCACACAUCCCCCACUCAUCCAGGACUACCUCCCACGUCUGUUGGGCUACAGAACUGCCACGGUACAAUGACACCGGAUAAGAACGCCGAGUUCUUUCUACCAUUAAUGAAGAGUACGGGUGUAGAGAACCAGUACCACCAGUAUCACCAGUACCCCCCUACCCCCGGCUCCCCAGUUCAACUCACGCCUACGCUACUUCUGUCACAAGUGGACAGGCUGGCGGACACGGCCUACGAACUGGUACGGAGUUUGCCACCGUUCGAACCCAAGACACAACAGCAGCUAGUCAACAAGCGCAAGAUGUCCAAAGAACUUGAGGAGAGGGAAGGAAGUGGGAAGCUGUAA